Molecule: messenger RNA, 4188 nt
Organism: Megalobrama amblycephala (Wuchang bream)
Lineage: Eukaryota; Metazoa; Chordata; Actinopteri; Cypriniformes; Xenocyprididae
Gene: mthfr
Product: methylenetetrahydrofolate reductase (NAD(P)H)
Exons: 12
Coding region: 185-2158 (657 amino acids)
Biological process (GO): tetrahydrofolate interconversion
Cellular component (GO): cytosol
Molecular function (GO): methylenetetrahydrofolate reductase [NAD(P)H] activity; FAD binding
Source: RefSeq, a predicted model, not a curated record
CGAUCGUUUGGACUGAAAUGGGCGUGACUUGUGUAAAAUCGGCGUGGCCUACCAUAACACCACCCUCUUUGUCUUCCAUGCUGUCCGCACACGCUGUUUAGCCAGAGCACGGGUACAAGCGCCGCCCUGGAUCUGUACUAUCCUCUCAUAACUCAUAGGGGAUCGGGAAAAGUUUGAAGGAAACAUGGUGAACCAAAGAGCUGACAUAGGUUGGCAGUCCUCUAAGAGCGACUCUAGUGGGGCCAGUAACAGUGGAGAGAGCUCCAAAGAGAGCUCCAGGUGCUCGACCCCUGUACUGGACGCCGACCGCACUGACCGGCUGCGGGACAAGAUGAAACGGCGGAUCGAGUCUGGGGACCACUGGUUCUCUCUAGAGUUCUUCCCACCUCGUACAACAUCUGGAGCAGUCAAUCUUAUCUCUAGAUUUGACCGGAUGGGUUCGGGAGGUCCUCUCUUCAUUGACAUCACUUGGCAUCCCGCUGGAGAUCCAGGCUCAGAUAAAGAAACAUCUUCCAUGAUGAUAGCAAGCACAGCAGUCAAUUAUUGCGGCCUGGAGAGUGUCCUGCAUUUGACAUGCUGCAAUCAGACGAAGGAGAAAAUAACAGCCCAUUUAAAUAAAGCCAAGCGGCUAGGCCUAAAGAAUAUCAUGGCCCUGAGAGGAGAUCCUAUUGGGGAAGAUUGGGUGGAGGAAGAUGGAGGUUUCAACUAUGCUACAGACCUGGUCAAGCACAUUCGCUGUGAAUUUGAUGACUAUUUUGAUAUCUGUGUUGCAGGUUACCCCACGGGUCACCCAGAGGCUGAGAGCUAUGAAGAUGACCUCAGGCACCUGAAGGAGAAGGUUGAUGCUGGUGCACACUUCAUCGUCACCCAGCUGUUUUUCAGGGCAGAAACAUUUCUUAAAUUUGUAAAAGACUGUCGGGCCAUUGGCAUCACCUGCCCCAUUCUCCCAGGAAUCUUCCCCAUCCAGGGGUAUCACUCACUCCGUCAGCUGGUCAAACUAUCCAAACUUGAAGUGCCAGAGGAGAUCAAGCAGGUGAUUGAGCCCAUUAAAGAUAACGACGCCGCCAUUCGUAACUAUGGCAUCCAGCAGGCGGUGGAGAUGUGUAAGGUUCUACUGGCCAGUGGAGAGGUCCCGGGCUUGCACUUUUACACGCUCAACAGAGAGGUGGCCACCAUGGAAGUGCUCAGACAGCUGGGCUUAUGGGCAGAGGAUCCACGGCGACCCCUGCCCUGGGCCAUCAGCGCCCAUCCAAAGCGUAAGGAAGAAGAUGUCAGGCCAAUAUUCUGGGCUUCUCGACCCAAAAGCUACAUCUACAGAACACAGGACUGGGAUGAUUUCCCCAACGGAAGAUGGGGUAACUCCUCCUCACCAGCCUUUGGUGAGCUGACAGACUACUACCUAUUCUACUUGAAGAGUAAGUCUCCUAAAGAGGCCCUGCUGCAGAUGUGGGGUGAGGAACUAAUGAGCGAGGAGAGUGUUUAUGAAGUCUUUACCAACUACAUCACGGGGGAAACCAAUCGCAAUGGACACAAGGUCAUGUGUCUGCCAUGGAACGAUGACCCUCUGGCUCCAGAGACCAACCUGCUGAAGGAUGAGUUGGAGAAGGUGAACCGCAGGGGUGUUCUUACCAUUAACUCUCAACCCAACAUUAACGGCAAAGCCUCAUCCGACCCCAUUGUGGGCUGGGGCCCUGCAGGGGGAUACGUCUUUCAAAAGGCAUAUUUGGAGUUUUUCACAUCAAGUGAAAAUGUUACUGCACUUUUGCAAGUGCUGAAGAAAUAUGAACCUCGUGUGAACUACCAUAUAGUCAACGUUCAGGGUAGGAAUAUCACAAAUGCCCCUGACAUGCAGCCCAACGCUGUGACAUGGGGAAUUUUCCCAGGCAGAGAGAUCGUUCAGCCCACCGUGGUGGAUCCAGUCAGCUUUAUGUACUGGAAGGACGAGGCUUUCGCACUGUGGAUUGAACAAUGGGCAAAGCUGUAUGAGGACGAAUCGCCCUCACGCAUGAUCAUUCAGUACAUCCACGACAACUACUUCCUCGUCAAUCUUGUGGACAACGACUUCCCGCUGGACAGCUGCCUGUGGCAAGUGAUUGAAGACAUGUUUGUGCUCCUGGACUCUCCUCAAGUAACUCAGGAUGAGGGAAGUGAAUUGUAGCAUCACAGAACUCAAAAAGUCUGCAUGCGCUGCUAUUUGAUCCAGAGACCUCUCAACGCACACACAGAGUACUUUACUGUAAUGACACAGUAUUUUUAGUCAUUUUCAGCGUUGAAUUUGUCAUCACAGUCAAUAUAUAGGGAAAAUUAUGCCAAAUGUAGCACUACACAAGAUGAUUUGCCUUAAUCUUUAAAUGGACUUGAGUUGGCUGUUUUGAGUGCCAUUUUCUUAUAUUUUUAACCUAGGUUUUUAACUAUUUAUAGAUGGUGUUUUGGAUACUGCAUAUGGUCAAUAUAUGAUUGUAAAAGCAAGGAACUCUUGUAAGUCAGGUCAAAUGUGUGGACACAAAUACAGUAUUUGGCUACUGUAUUUCACUUAUAGGAAAUAGGUGGAUCCUAUGUCAAAAAGGUUAUUUUCCUGCUAAAUUCAAGAGAAAAUAACAAGUAAUUUUUGUUUGAAGGGUUUGUUCACCCAAAAAUUCCAACCAUAAGACUUGUGUUCAUCUUUAAAAUGCAAAUUAAAAUAUUUUUAAUAUUCUCUCAUCAUUUUUGCCCAUCCAUUAAAAGUCCAAGCAACCAAAAUCUUCAAGCUUUCAAGUAAUUCAUAAGGAUCUAGUUGUGUAAUCCAAGACUUCUGAAGAAAUACAAUCACUUCACAUUACAGAUCUGAUCAACACGCAUACACUGAGCACAUCAAAUAUGGUCAACAGAAGCUCAAAUGUGCAUGUUUAAUGCAUGAGAACCAGUGAAGUUUGUUCUCACGUGUCAAGCAAGCACAUUUGAUCUUCAGCAAAACAAUGAGGUUUGUUCUUGUGCAUCAAGCAAGUAUGGCCAUCGACCAGAUGUGCUAUAUGUAUAUGCGUUGAUCAAUGUUUUUAUCUGAAUAAAAGAUAAAUCUGUUCAUCAUAUAAAAGCGAUCAAGCCUCUUCAUAAGACUCAUUAAAAUUUUGAUGUCAAUGUAGAGUACUUUUUAAAGUUUGAAAAUUGUGGUUGCAUAAACAUCCAAUUGAUGGAAAAAAAGUGAUGAGAGUAUAUUAAAAAAAUUGUUGAUAAAUGAAAGUCAUGGGUUUGAAAUGACAUGACAUAAAUGCUGAUCAUUCAUUUUUUGGGUGAACUAUCCCUUUAAAGAUUUAAGAGUUUUUUUUCCAUGACAAUUAAGAACAUUUUCACUCUAGAUACUCAUUACCAUAUUGCAACUGGAUGUUAUACUUUUGAUGUUCAUUACUGUAGUAAAAAAAAAAAAAACUACUACCAUGAUAUAUAAAUAAUUUACAAUUGAAUUUGUAUAGAAUUUUUGCCAUAUUACGGCAAUGAGAAUUGGGAGUGAACAUGUUAAAUUGUACAAAGCUCUGCACAUGACAAGCGGACAAAAAUAUAUAUUAUGCCCAUUAAUUAACAAUUCGUUCCCACGACUUACUAAUGCAUCAGCAUGUUUUACUAAUUCAUUCCCUCAUUUUAAGUAAACUGUCUGCACGCUAUAAUAAUUUGUUUCCUUGUUUUAUUAAAGUUUUUGAAAUGAGGGAACGAAUUAGUACAAUGCGGCCUCAAUUUACUAAAAUGAGAGAACAAGUUAUUAUAUCAGGUGCUCAUUGUAGUAAAACGAGGGAACAAAUUAUAUUGUACGCACAAUUUACUUAAAACGAGGGAACAAAUUAGUAAAUUGUGGCCAUGUUUUACUAAAAUGAGAGAAUGAAUUCUUAAUUCAUGGCCACGAUAUAUAAGGCCUAUAUUUUUGUCUGCAUGUCAUGUGCGGGGAUCCUUAUAAUUGUAAUGAAAAUAAUGGGAAUUUUUUUUUUAAAUAAGACCUGCCUGGAUUUAGAUUAUUUGUGAGAUUCCCUCAUAGUCUUCUACUGUCGUGUGUGAAGUAAUACUAGUGGAGUUAUUGGUUUGUGACAGUAGUGAUCUGUGAAUCACUUUUGAAUCUUUGUUUUCCCUAUUUGGCCUCUUUUUUUUUUUUUAACCAUUUGAGAAGUAUGAUCAUUUCUGUGCUGCCAAAAGAAAACUCAAUAAACUUGUGCUCCUCCCCCUGUG